AUGGUGCCAGAGAGGGUCGGUGCUGCCAGCGAGGAUCCCCAAGUCCGGGAUGGGUCCCGACCUCCAUCCCUGCCCUGCAGCUCCAGCUGUCCCGCCCUCAUUGACCCCACCGUGGGUACAGCCACCGGGACCACCGGGCACAGUGAUGGUGCCACUGGGCACAGUGAUGGUGUCACCAGGACCACCGGGCACAGUGAUGGUGUCACCGGGACCACCGGGUACAGUGAUGGUGUCACCGGGACCACCGGGUACAGUGAUGGUGUCACCGGGACCACCGGGUACAGUGAUGGUGCCACCAGGCAAGGCAAUGGUGUCACCGGGACCACCAGACACAGUGAUGGUGCCAGCAGGACCACCAGACACAGCAAUGGUGCCACCAGACACAGCGACUGUGCCAGCAGGACCACCGGGUACAGCGAUGGUGCCACCAGACACAGUGAUGGUGCCACCGGGCACAGUGACGGUGUCACCGGGACCACCGGGCACAGUGAUGGUAUCACCGGGACCACUGGGUACAGCAAUGGUGCCACUGGGCACAGCGAUGGUGUCACCAGGACCACCAGACGCAGCGAUGAUGUCACCGGGACCACCGGUCACAGCAAUGGUGUCACCGGACACAGCGAUGGUGUCAUUGGGACCACCGGGCACAGCGAUGGUGUCACCGGGACCACCAGACACAGCGAUAGUGCCACCGGGCACAGCGAUGGUGCCACCGGCCCCGCGGGCAAGGACUCCUUGCCAGCCCGGCCGCAGGACGUCACGGAGCCGGACCCGCCAGCCCCGGCCACCCCCUGCCCCAGGCACGGGGGGCCUGGAUGGACACAGCCCCCUCUGAGCACCGGGGGUUCACCCUGUCCCCUCCGCUGGUGUCACCGCCGUCCCCGUGGGACACCGGGGUGGCUCUGUGAGCAGACUGGAGCAGCUGGGCUGGGGACACUGGGAUGGCCGGUACCGGGAGCACCGGGAGCACCGGGAGCACCGGGAAGGGCUGGCACUGCCCAGGGCCGGCGCUGGCACGGCCGGGAAGGGCCGGCUGGCACGGGGAGCACGCCGGGCGCUGGGAGCCGGCAGGCCGGGCUCGCCCAGCCGUGGGCAUCGCUCCGAGGCCGUUUGGCACCGGGAGGAGCGCGUGCUGUGGGUUUUCCUCCUCCACCCUGCCCCGUGCCCCCAGUGCCUUGGUUGGGGGUGCAGGAGUCCCCACUGGGGGGUGGCGACCACAUCUGGGACCUUCCUGGGGCUCCCCCAUUGCCCCCCGACAUUCCAGGGCUGGGCUUGGGGAUUUUUCCCUUUUCCUUUGCAUUAAUAAGUGAACUCCACCCCCCCACCCCUCCUCCGAACCCCCAAUCCGAGGUUGGCCGUGACCCCGGGGGUGGCAGAUCCCCAGGGAGGGGUCACCCCGCAGCCCCGGGGUCUGACCCCUCCUCGCCUUAAAUCUGGGGCUGUCCCACCUUGGGGAGUCCCUGUGCCCGUCCCACAAUCCAGGGAUGGUCGGUGGUCCCGGGAGAUGCCAGAGGUGGGCUCAGACCUGGCUGGAGCCCCCCCAUUCCGAGUGGAUCCCGGCUUUUCCCGUCGUGGGGGCCGGGGGGGCUCUGUCCCUGUACAUACAGCGCUAUACUGUGAGCGUUUUUUUUUUAUGUAUUGUUGAGAAUGGAUUUUAUGGAAGGGUUUAUCUUAUUUUUAUUUUAUUUUUAUUUUUUAGACUAGGAAGCUGGAAUCUUGCAAUAAGCUCAUCCUGACCAUCCAAAAAAAAAAAAACAACAAAAAAAAAUAGAAAAAAAAUUUACAAAAAAAAAGAAAAUUAUUAAAAAAAACACCAAAAAACCCCAAAAAAACAACAAAAAAAAAAGAAACAAACACAUAAUUAAAAAAAAAAAAAUCGCAUUCCCUGCCUUCCCUGUCCCUGUCCCGUGUGUCCAGACCAGGUCGUGGUUCCCGAAGGUGACAAAAUGUGUUUAUGGGGGGGAUGCGGGGGGCACCCGCCGGGCUCUGACGCGGAGCCGGCAGCACCCGCCUGGCCUUCGGUCUGUGUUUUAUAUAUAUAUAGAUUAUAUAUAUAAAUAUCUAUAUUGUGUACAGCGACUGUGGGAGAGUGGAAGGACGGAGGCGGCCGUGGGGCCGGCUGGGGGUCCCCUGGAGCAGCCCCCCCUGCCCCGGUGCCGUGUCCCCCCCGUGCUGGUCCCGUCCUUCGCUCCGUCCUUCGACAUUCCGCUUUCGUCCUCGACGUCGUGCUGAUGGUAACCGGAUCUCUCACCCCCUCCCCACUGCCCACCCCCCCAUUUGGAUUCUGUAUUUUUUUAUAAUAAAAUACAAAUAAAUGUCGUGUGAGGCCCUUGCUUGGAGGAAUCACUUCUCCCUCUCCGUGCGGCUCCGUGUCCCCUCGGGGGGGUGGCCAGGGUUGUGUCCCCAGGGGGACACGGAGGGUCUGGGGGCUCCGUCCUUGCUCCCUGUGCAGCCCCUUCCCCUUGUACAGCAGGGCUCUGCAGCCAGACCUCUCUGCUGGGCGGUGUGUUAAUUACGGGAAGGACUUAAUUACCCUGUUAAUUAAUAAUAAUGGAUAUUAAAUUAA
Messenger RNA from Taeniopygia guttata (zebra finch), 2566 nucleotides. Lineage: Eukaryota; Metazoa; Chordata; Aves; Passeriformes; Estrildidae. The record is from RefSeq and is a predicted model, not a curated record.